UGGAUUUGCCGAACGCAGUAAUUGAAAGGGAUAAAGAACUAUCUCCGAAAUUCAACUUCUCAAAACAUCAGGCUCAACGGCGUAGCAAUAAUGAUGUCUAUUUAAAGGGAUUUACACAUUUCCGAAGAUAAAAUAAUUGAAGAACCUACAUAAAAGACCUAAAGGACUAAAUUGUUUACAUAAAAGUGCCUAUAUCCGAAAAAACAAUAUUUUUUUUGUUUAUACCUCUUUUAUCCCCCCAAGGCUUGGAUCUGGGUACGCCACUGGGUCAAAACCAUAGACAGACCUAAUAUGAUAUUAGAUCUAAGCUAAGGUCAAAACCAAAUCUUCGAAGAAUGGGGCAUAGAAAGAAGGAAAAUAAUUUGAGACAACUUUGUGGAGAUAACCUUCCAAAUAAUAACAUCAAACAAAAUAGUAUCAUAUCAUUUGAAAAUAUAUCAAAUAAGUUUCCAUGUGAACCUAAGUUGUGAUUGAUUGAUAUUUUCAUUUUCGAAUCUCUUUGUGUUGAGCUGUAAAACUUGUGGACCUCUAUUAAUAUCAUGGAUCCUUUACUAAUACAACAACAAUUGAAAAACAAUACUGAGGCUUUGUUCGAUUUCUCUAAUGAUUUGAAAUCCUGGGGAGAAGAAAUGAAAAGGAAGGAUGAAGAGCGGAAAUCACAAAAAUUGCAAGUUGAGAAAAAGGAACCUAAACGGCAAGAAAUCAUAAAACAAAAACUCGAAGAAAAUAAUAGAGCUAAGAAGGAAAUAUUAAAUGAAAAAAAUGAAAUUAAAAAAAAACAUAUGUCAUAUGCAGAUUGGGAUAAAUUUGAUGCCGAUAAGGAAUGUGAAAAAGUGGAUGAAGAAUCUGAUGCUGAAUCCAAUUCAGAUUCAUUGAUAGAAGAUCUAAGGGAUCAAGCAAUUAUUGAAAAGGAACAGGGAAAUCAAUUUGUGAAAGUUGCCAAAUGGGAUGAAGCUGUAAUAAGUUAUACUAAUGCUAUCAGAUACUAUGCUUAUGAUCCAAUCUUUUAUGCUAAUAGAGCUCUAUGUUUUUUGAAGACACAUCAAAUGGAAAAAGCUGAAUACGAUUGUAAUAUUGCUCUUAGAUUAGACAACACUUAUGUGAAAGCUUAUUUAAGAAGAGCUGCUGCUAGGGAAGCUUUAAAUAAAUUGGAAGACGCCAGAUUGGAUCUUCUCAGGGUAUUAGAAUUGGAACCUAAAAAUUCUGAGUCCAGAAAAAAUUUAGAAGAGCUAACGAUCAAAAUAAAAACAUCAUUACCUCAGAAAUCAGCAUCAAAAUCCAGUCAAUCUAGAGAGCAUUCAAAAAGGCAAUCUGAAAUACAAAAUUAUGCAUUAUCUAAGGAAACUGCUCCACAACUGUUAAUAAAAGAAAUUGAUUCAAAAAAACCAGAAUGUAUUUGGCCUAGUGGGGAAGUUGACAACAUUGUGAAGGCUAUUCAGAAACCACCCCACAUGAGAUCAAAAAAACCCCUUGUAAGAAUGGAGAUUAAAGAAAUAAAUAGUGCAAUACCAGAAUGUUCUGAAAGAUUGAAGGAUACUAACUCUGGACCCGCUAAACAGAAUGAAGCUCCUACAUUUAGCAUGACUAUAAAAACAGAAGAAAUUAAAAUCGUAGAACACAAGCAUUCAGAAACUAAUUCAUUUGAAAAUAUUCAGAAAGAUAAUGUUAAUGAACAGGAAGUGAAGGUUCAAGAACUUAAAACACCAAGAACGUCUGUACAGUUUCAUUCAGUAUGGAAACAACUCAAAGGAUCUGAUGAUAAAAAGAGUGAAUACCUGAAACUCAUAAAUCCAAAGAAUAUACCAAAUCUUUUCAAAGAUUCAUUGGAAAGUCAAGUAUUUAGUGAAAUAUUGCUUAUUCUUGCUGAAUAUUUCACUAAGGAAAGAGAUGAAACUUACGAAUAUAUAUUUUAUUUAUCCAAAAUAAAGAGGUUUAGCGCUCUUUCUAUGUUCCUUACUCUUAAUGAUAAAAAUAGUCUAUGGAAAAUGUUCAAUCAUAUGAAGGAGUAUGAAGGGCGUUGUAAGGAAGAAAUCGACAGUUUGAUAACAAAAUAUGAACUGCAAUGAUUAUUUUUACGGAAUUGUUUAAUAUGUAAUUUACUUCUAUGACCCAACUCAUUUAAUUGAUUUGCUAAUUGUUACCAAUAAAUUAUGGAAAACUA
Messenger RNA from Harmonia axyridis, 2161 nucleotides. RefSeq names its product RNA polymerase II-associated protein 3 (gene spag). The transcript has 6 exons. The coding region runs from base 540 to 2066 and encodes 508 amino acids. The record is from RefSeq and is a predicted model, not a curated record. Lineage: Eukaryota; Metazoa; Arthropoda; Insecta; Coleoptera; Coccinellidae. Gene Ontology annotation, molecular function: protein binding.